Messenger RNA from Arabidopsis lyrata subsp. lyrata, 1210 nucleotides. RefSeq names its product elongation factor P. Bases 133 to 906 code for a protein of 257 amino acids. Gene Ontology annotation, cellular component: cytoplasm. NCBI's taxonomy places the organism in Eukaryota, Viridiplantae, Streptophyta, Magnoliopsida, Brassicales, Brassicaceae. The record is from RefSeq and is a predicted model, not a curated record. Gene Ontology annotation, molecular function: translation elongation factor activity. Gene Ontology annotation, biological process: translational elongation; peptide biosynthetic process. The transcript is spliced from 11 exons.
CAGCAUCAAAACGACGAAGUAAACCAUAAGUUCUGUCUUAACGGCGUCCUUGCGACAGCAUUUUAAACGACACCGUCUUGUUUUUUUUAAUUGUUUUCUCGAUCAGUUCCCGAUUGCAAGGGUUAAACGGAGAUGAGAGGGCUGCACCAUUUGAAGAGAAUCUCAAUAGUUCGAUCUCUCUUCACCUUCUCUAAUACCACUUCUCCCGGAGCACUAACGACUAGGAGAUCACUGUAUUCUUUGAGCCGGUUGUUGUCAUCAACCCCUAACGCCGCCGGUGGAUGCUACCGAGAAACACCUUCGCUUCAGUCCCCGUGGUCUGCUGUGCAACGCCGCGGUGUUAAAGUUAACGCGAUUCAGCUAAGGGCAGGGAAUGUGAUUGAACGAACAGGACGUACUUUUCGGGUUGUAGAAGCAGAGCAUAAGCAACAAGGUAGAGGAGGAGCUUCCAUACAGGUUGAGCUUCGUGAUGUUGACACUGGGAAUAAGCUUAACUUACGGUUUGGAUCUGAGGAGUCGGUUGAGAAAGUUUUUGUUGAGGAGAAAUCUUUCACGUGUUUGUAUACAGAGGGAGAUACUGCAUUUCUGAUUGAGCCUAAUACGUUUGAACAAGUUGAAGUGCCACUGGACAUAUUUGGCAAAGCUGCAGUAUAUUUAAAAGAGGAAAUGAAAGUUCAGUUGCAGCUGUAUGAUGGAAGAGCUUUAUCUGCAUCUAUCCCUAAGCAUAUUACAUGCACAGUUGUAGAAACACAAGAUCCCAUGAAAGGCCUAACAUCAGCUCCUCGGUACAAGAGAGCGCUCCUGGAUAAUGGUUCCACUAUUCAGGUACCAUCUUAUCUCGAGGCAGGUGAAAAGAUUGUGAUAAACACUGAGGAUGACUCUUUUGUUAAGAGGGACAACAAAUGAAACUCUUUUGAGUAGUCGUUGAAUGCUUCUCUUGUGGAGGUGAAGUUGAGAAGCAUUUGAUAGAAAGAUUAGGGGUUUAGUGUUUAUUAUUAUUCCAGUUGUCAUAAUCUCGGAGCUUCUGAGACUUGCGUUGCUUAAUGUGUUACAAAUUAUACGUGAAGUUUUCCUUCCAGAUUACAGAUUCAUAAAAGGUUCUUAGAAAACCUUUUUGCGUUGUAGAACGCUUGGAACGAACCUAAGAUAGGUGAUAUAUAGUGUUAGCACGAAUCUGGUUUUACUAAAAUAAAUAUUUUGAGUUUGAAUC